Messenger RNA from Chanos chanos (milkfish), 720 nucleotides. RefSeq lists its product as uncharacterized. The coding region runs from base 1 to 720 and encodes 239 amino acids. The transcript has 2 exons. The record is from RefSeq and is a predicted model, not a curated record. NCBI's taxonomy places the organism in Eukaryota, Metazoa, Chordata, Actinopteri, Gonorynchiformes, Chanidae.
AUGGCAGCAACAGAGGCUAGUACAGAGCCUGUCCAAGGGGACACUGUAGACACUAAAGCCGAGGCAGAACCUACAAAUGUAGAGAUAGCAACAGCUCCAGCUGAGGAGGCACAAACUACCACAGAGGCACCACAGAGUGCGGAGCAGCCAGCUGACAGCAAAGCUAAGCCCGCCUCAGAGAAAAUAUGGGACUCCUUUUUGAACAAAAGUGGUCUUGGAAAGGUGAUGGGUGGGAAGAAGAAGAAAGAACAGAGCACAGGGGCUGAAGAUGCUGUAGGGGAUGAGCAAGAGAAAACAGCAACUUUAAACCAACCUGAUCAGGGUGAGGCUGUGAGUCCUAACGACCAGGCAACCAGUGAGUCAGCAGAUACCACCGAGGCUACAACCGAAGGUCAGGCUAAAGAGAAAGCACCUGAUGAUGAGGAGGAGAAAAAAGAACCUGGUGCUAAGCCAAAGCAAGGGGAGAAAUCAAGUGUUAAAGACUUCAUCCGCAAGCCUGUUGCAAGGAUUUUCUCACACAGAAGCACAGAGAAAAAGGAUGGUACAGGCGAGGUCAGAAAACAUAGCAAGGUUCGCUCAAAAUCCCUGGACAGACUGCAGGAUGCUGACGCAAGCACUGUUGUGGUGGACCAAAUCGAGGACCCCCAGGCAGCAGAUGAACCAGACAAGUCAGCUUCUCAGACAACCGAGAGAAAGAAAGGGAGAGACCAAAAGAAAUAG